AUGAAGGCGGCUGAGGCCAAACAUGCGGAAGAGAUUAAGGCGGUCGAGUGUAGAGUUGCCGACCUGAGCGAGGAGCUGAGGAGAUGCCAAGAGUCGGUGGUCAAAAUAACUGCUGCCAAGGAGAAGUUUAAGGAGGCUUCGGAGAUUAACUUCAAAGAGGCCACCAAACUCCAAGAUGACCUGAAGAACAACCCAGAGGCAAACUUUGACUACCUUCCCGAGCAGGUAAAGCAGGUUGAACUGGCAAAGUUUGCCGCCCGUCUGGCAGAGGAACAGAAAGCUCAGGAGUCCCCUGAAAUCUCCUUUGCGACUGGAACCGAAGCCGCUGAAGAGGAUGCAGGGACCACCAUCGACCAAAAAAUGGGGUUGGUUGAUAUCGCUCGUUUAUCCCUUGGACAUAGAGUGAGUCCAAGUGAGCCUUCUGUUGGAGGAUCUCAGCAGCCUCGGGAGGAGGGAAAGGCUAGUGAAAGCUCCCAUAGGUUGCGUGGAGUGGAGACCUUAUUUUCCGCCAAGCUUGGGCAUGUGGUUGCUCCACUAGCAGCAGAACCUCUCCAAAGAGUUAGCUCAACAAUGUGUGAGCUAACUGUCCACAACUUCGCCCAACUGGGUGAUAGUAACGAGGUGUCCCUUGUCGCCUCCUGCCAAUAUGCCACUAUUCGGGGUGGUGGCACUGAAGGAGAAAGUGAGGGUGCCCCCGAAGGAGCUGACCUGCCUACGAACAUCACUGGAGAUGGAGCAUCCCAAGCACUCGAGGAAGCGGUUGUGAAGGCAGCUGAAGAGCUCCAACCUGCCAAGGAUGAGGCCCGGAGAGCCAAAGAGGAGGCUUCUAAGGCCACAAAGGAUGUUUUGCGAGCCAUAGAGGAGGCACCUAAAGCUUGUGGUGAGACCACAAAGGCACUCGACAAAGCCCGGGCUAGCAAAGACAUGGUUGUCCAAGCCGUGGAGAAGACCAAGUCUCUCCAGUGGAAAGUGGAGGUCCUCAAGAAGGAGGCCGACACCAUUGCGGAGAACACAUUCUAUGUGGCCUGGUUCCAUAAUCGGGAGAUGGACUUGGAGUUCACCAAAGAAUCUGACAAGACUCGCUUGCUUUUUGAGGAGCGCUUGCGGGCGACAAAGGUUGUCGAAGCUGCCAAUGUCGCGACCACAUAA
Humulus lupulus (European hop) is the source of this 1149-nucleotide messenger RNA. RefSeq lists its product as uncharacterized. The coding region runs from base 1 to 1149 and encodes 382 amino acids. Lineage: Eukaryota; Viridiplantae; Streptophyta; Magnoliopsida; Rosales; Cannabaceae. The transcript has 5 exons. The record is from RefSeq and is a predicted model, not a curated record.